Wallemia ichthyophaga EXF-994 is the source of this 1320-nucleotide messenger RNA. RefSeq names its product DNA repair protein XRCC3-like protein. Gene Ontology annotation, molecular function: ATP binding; ATP-dependent DNA damage sensor activity; four-way junction DNA binding. Gene Ontology annotation, cellular component: replication fork; Rad51C-XRCC3 complex. Lineage: Eukaryota; Fungi; Basidiomycota; Wallemiomycetes; Wallemiales; Wallemiaceae. The coding region runs from base 1 to 1320 and encodes 439 amino acids. The transcript is spliced from 3 exons. The record is from RefSeq and is a predicted model, not a curated record. Gene Ontology annotation, biological process: t-circle formation; double-strand break repair via synthesis-dependent strand annealing; resolution of mitotic recombination intermediates.
AUGUCGAAGUCGCUGCAAGAUCUAGACGUUCUCUCGCAUGUUCUUAAGCAGAGAUUGCUAAAAGCUGAUCUAAUUGACCCUUUUGAAGUUUUGGUUAUGGACACUGGCAAUUUAUCAAAGAGGCUAAAUAUGUCUGCUUCAGAAUGUCAAAAACUCAUCGACGUCGUUGCGCUUGGUGCUUUUCCUGAUGUAGAGGAUUGGACAAGUCGAUUUAAUUCGAUGGACAGUUUCACGAGCGGUGACAGCGCGAUAGAUGAUGUACUUGGUGGUGGUAUACGCGAGCAGUCUCUACUUGAGAUAGUUGGAGCAUCCUCCGUUGGCAAGUCGCAGCUAACAAUGCAAUCUCUCGUUACAGUUCAGCUGCCUUUCGAAGAAGGUGGUUUGGACGCACGCGCAAUACUGAUACACGCAAGUAAGGCACCGCCAACAGAACGGCUGAGUACAAUCGCGCGUACAUAUUUUCCAGAAUCGCAUCCGAACGAUAUUCUAUCAAACAUAUCUCUUCUCCAUGUGAGGGAUUUUCAGUGUUUGCAGCACGCGUUAGAUUUUUUCAUACCGCGAUUUUUGGUAGACGGAACAAAAAGCAAACCAGUCAGAUUGAUUGCAGUAGAUUCUCUCGGAGAGCUUAGUAGGCAAUUUGAUUCGAAUGCGCAUGGACUCGCGCAGAGGAAUGCAUCGCUGUUGCGAGUAGUUGAUAGCUGUAAGCGACUUAUACACAAGUACAGACUAUCGCUCGUUGUUGUGAAUGGAGUCAGUGAGGCUAUACAAGAAAAUCAGAUAGCGACGAUGAAUAGCUAUGGUGUUCAGUCGCGUGCUUUCUCUGGACAGUCUGUACAUAGCACCAAACAAGCCCAAUUGGGAUUAAUAUGGGCACACAACGUUCAAACGCGCUUGAUGCUGGUAAGGACGCUGCGAAAAGUCCAUGUGAAGGUAACGGAGUCAGAGAUAAGGAUGAGUUCAACAGCAAAUGGCGAAGCUGAAGCACGACUACCUAUGCCACCAAAGGUAGAAGAAAGUGUAAUGAAUAUUGAUAGGCGGUUCAAGAAACCUCGCAAAGAUGAAACAUUUGCUGUGCACAAGCGCAGAGCUCACGUCGUAUACUCAACAUACCUGAGUGGAGGAAAGUGCGAGUUUUAUAUACUCCCAAUUGGAGUAAGGUCGGUAGAAAUGACAAGACCAGAUAGAAGAAAAGGAUCACCAGUUCCAACAUGCGCUCUCACACCGGCAAUCAGUCAGUCGCAUACGCAAUCGAUAGAUGACGAUGAAGCAAAGAUCUGGGCAUCGAUAUCGUUCAGUGAUGGGGACGAGGAGGAUCUUUAG